This is a messenger RNA of Eremomyces bilateralis CBS 781.70, 1811 nucleotides long. RefSeq names its product WD40 repeat-like protein. The coding region runs from base 249 to 1811 and encodes 520 amino acids. The transcript has a single exon. Gene Ontology annotation, biological process: mRNA splicing, via spliceosome. Gene Ontology annotation, cellular component: U4/U6 x U5 tri-snRNP complex. The record is from RefSeq and is a predicted model, not a curated record. Lineage: Eukaryota; Fungi; Ascomycota; Dothideomycetes; Eremomycetales; Eremomycetaceae. Gene Ontology annotation, molecular function: protein binding; U6 snRNA binding; U4 snRNA binding.
CCCAACUUCUUCAGUUCAGUUCAGAUGGACAAUCCGGAAAUACUUAUUCACAUCCAUUCAGCUUCCCAUAAUUACACCAAUACCUCUUAAACCCCCAGAAACCUAGAAAUCGCUUGACUCCAACCCCCUCAAGACUCAAACCAACGUUCUCUACCUCAAAUGAAGGUCUAAACUCUAAACUCCACCCCACCCAUUUCUCUACCACUCGUCCUCUCAUCUACUCCCACCCUCACAACAACCCACCCACCAUGCAUCCCUCUCGCCAAGCCUUCGUCGAAGAUGACCCCCCCUCCCCCCCCGGCCUUUCUCUAUCCGAAAUCCCCACCGACCGCGACUACAACAUCAGCACCGCCGGCGGCACCGUGCAAACCUCCGCGCUCCUCGAGCAAUUCAACCGCAAGCGCCUUGCCGCGCGGCUCGUAGUCCCGACCGAUGACAAGCGCGUGCGACUACGCCUGCGCGAGCUCGGGGAGCCGAUUACGCUGUUCGGCGAGGGGCUGGCAGAUCGGCGGGAGCGGCUAAGGGAGUUAUUGGUGGAGGCGGAGUUAGGGGAGGAGGGGGAUGUGGUGAUGGGGGAAGCGGGGGAUGGGUUAGUGGGGGAGGAGGCGCUGGAAGAAGAGGAGCAGGAGGAAGAGUUCUACACCGAGGGGAGCGAGGAGCUGCAGAAGGUGCGGCGGGAGAUCGCGCGAUAUUCGCUGCCGCGCGCGGCGCGGCGGGUGGGGUUUCAGAAGGUGGAGGCGGGGAUAGCGGUACGAACGCACGUGCGGCACCGGCGGGAGCUGAAGGAGAAGUUGGCGCGGUUCGAGCUGGUGGGGAGCCAGAUCGGCGGGGACCGGCCGAUCGCCGUGACGAAGUUCGCGCCAAACGAUCGGCUCAUUGCGAUUGGGAGCUGGGGCGGCAGCGUCAAGGUGCUCGACCGGGACACAUUGUCGGAAAAAAAAGUGCUGCGCGGCCAUACGGAUCGCAUCGGCGGCAUCGCGUGGAACCCGAACGUCCCCGACCCCGACCCGGACACCUCCCUUGACACUCUCACCCUCGCGUCCGGCGCUGGUGACGCGAACAUCCACCUCUGGUCCCUCGCGUCAGACACCCCCAUCGGCACGCUCUCCGGCCACUCCGCGCGCGUCUGCCGUGUGGAGUUCCACCCGUCCUCGCGCUUCCUCGCAUCCGCCAGCUACGACACCACCUGGCGGCUGUGGGACGUGACGACGACGCAAGAACUACAGCUGCAAGAAGGACAUUCACGAGAGGUGUACACAGUCGCGUUCAACAGCGACGGAUCCCUGCUCGCGAGCGGCGGGCUGGAUUCGAUCGGCCGCAUCUGGGAUCUCCGCACAGGGCGGACAGUUAUGUUGUUGGAUGGACAUAUCCAGCCGGUGUACGCGCUCGACUGGGCUGUGGACGCACACCGCGUGCUGAGCGGGAGCGCGGACGGAUUCGUGAAGUGCUGGGAUCUGCGGGCGGUGCGGGAGGUGGGGGCGAUCGGGGCACACACGGGGGGCGUGACAGAUCUAAAAGUGUUCAAGGGGACGGACGGGCCGGCGAGCGGGGUGCCGUUGACGAUGGGGGUGGGGGAGAAGGGGGGCGAGGAACCGCGGCCGAAGAAGGCGGGGUCGUUCUUCGUGAGUUGCGGUUUCGAUCGGAAUGUGAAGGUUUUUUCGGCGGAUGAUUGGGCGUUGGGGAGGACGUUGAGUGGACAUGCGGGGAAUGUGUUGGGGGUGGAUGUUAGUACGGAUGGGAGGUGGAUUACGAGCUGUGGGUAUGACCGGACGGUGAAGUUGUGGGAGAUGGAGGGGGUGGAGGAGUAUUGA